Molecule: messenger RNA, 6499 nt
Organism: Mesocricetus auratus (golden hamster)
Lineage: Eukaryota; Metazoa; Chordata; Mammalia; Rodentia; Cricetidae
Gene: Rgs22
Product: regulator of G protein signaling 22
Exons: 27
Coding region: 117-3812 (1231 amino acids)
Biological process (GO): regulation of signal transduction
Molecular function (GO): G-protein alpha-subunit binding
Source: RefSeq, a predicted model, not a curated record
CGCAGCCAGCGCGCAGCCCCAGGUCGGGCCGCCGGGCGCCCGUCGCUCCCCGACAGCGGGGUCCGGCACCGGCAGCGAGCGAGCCAGCGGGCGGGCGCCCCGACGACGGCGGCGGCAUGCCCGAGAAGCGCCUCUCGGCCGAGCCGCCAGAUAUCACAGAAGAAGAAUUUGAAAAUUUUUUGGCAACAGACAACUUCCUUGUGGACUACUUUAAUGAGUUCUUAAGCCUCCCUACCUUUUCAGAGGCAAUUAGAUUCAAUGUGGACUACGGAGUUUUUGAAGUGAUUAACAAUGCGCCCCAACUUCUGGAAAAGCAACUGAAAAAAAUCCUGCAAAGCCACCAACCUCGAAAUCCCAUCUACGAUGUCAUAAGGAAAGGGAAAAGUGACGCUAAACCUCUUCAAAAGAAGGUCCCCUGUGAAGAUGAGGCCAUUAACAUCACCUACACUAUCAUGUGUCUCAACCGGGAGCAAGGUAUUAAGUGGAUCAAAAGAAAAAGGCUUCCGGCGUUCCUGGAAAGUGAUUGCUACUUUGAAUACAGGUUAGCCAAGUUGAUCUCGCAAGCAACAUGGAGCAACUCAGGCAUGAAUUUCAUAGUAGGUACAAACUUUUCCCCCUGGGUCCUGAGAAAACCGCCCACUCCACCUCCUUCUACCAUCGAAGAGGACAAUCUCAUGAUCAUGAAAAAGUUCUACGUCUCUCUCGGCCAGGCCUCCUAUACUCAAACACAAGAUUGGUUUACACUGGCAAAGCAAAGUCAGAACACAGUAACGACCUUUUCGUUGCCCUGCUGUGUAUCCCACCACAAAAUUGCGUCAUCACCAACUAUUUCUGAGAGUUUUAUCUUCAACGACCAAGUGCACCCCAGGACAAUAAAGAGCCCGUCUAAAACUGAUAAAAUGGUCCCAGAAGUGGAAGAAGAGGAAGAAGAAGGGUCCAUCUCCGUGAAAGACACUCCAUCCCAAGCGCUUCUGAGAAUAUACCUAGAGAGGAAGGAACCUCAGGACAAUAGCUUGACGCUGCACUUUUCCACGGUGGACGAGUUUCUCAACUCCUACAUAAUCUUCAUCUUGAGAGAAGCCUUGGAGCACAUCACCGGCUACGCCUUCAGCAACACUUCCAGCUACAUCAACUUCUACAACGUAACCCAGGUGGUAUUCGACAACUUGGAGCCGGCGCCUAGCAAGAAGAUGGUAAGUUCGCCCCAGAUAGAAACGGUAAAGGAAGUCUCACAGGAGAAACUGGAAAACGUGAGUCUAAGUUCAAAGAGCGAAAGCCUCGGACCAGAGAGCAGGGCCGACUGGUGUAUUCCUCACAGAACCUACGACAUUGGCAACAGAAGAGAAUUUGAAAGGUUUAAGAAGUUUCUAAAGGGAACAUUAGGAGAAAGAUACUGGUGGCUAUGGAUGGACAUCGAGAGGUUAAAAGUUCUUAAGGACCGUGGAAGACAUCACAGACAUCUUGAGAAAAUGAAAAAAUGCUACCUUCUGAGCAGUGGGGAGCGCUACCUUUCCACAGAAGUCCUGUCGAAGUUUAAGCUGCUUCAAGGAUCCCGGUGGACAGAGGAACACUUGAAAAACAUUCAGAUUGAGGUGCUGAAACCCUUGCUUCUGUAUUGGGCACCAAGAUUUUGUGUGACGCAUUCAUCCACAACAAAAAAUGCGAGUGCUGAACUGAAAUUCUGGCGCCUCCGGCAACAGAAACCAAGGAAGGAUAUCGACCCUUUCCCACAGAUGGCAACCCUCCUGCCUUUAAGGCCAAAGUCUUGCAUCCCACAGGUCCCUGAGGUCCAGGGAGAUGAAAUCAGUUUAUUACCACAGCCCAAAUCUCCUAAGAAAUUGUCAAGAGUAAGCACAGGGACUCAGAAGCUGGGGAGGAGCGAGUUCCCGCAUCCAGUCUCUUCCAAGGACGACGGUCUUGAGAAAGGGUCAAAGCGGCUCCCGGACGAUGGCACAGUAGUCCGCCUGACGUCUUUCACCGACAUCUCUGAAUGUCUGAAGCCCCAGCUGGAGAGGAAGUACACUUACACAGAGGAGCCUACCGUCAAAGCUGCAUCAGAUGUUGGAGCCUUGGGAGGCUUUGACAUGGAAAACUUGUUGCAGUCUUUGUAUGUGGAAAAUAGAGCUGGAUUCUUCUUCACUAAAUUCUGCGAGAAUUCAGGGAACAAGCUGUGGAAGCACAGUGUGUACUUUUGGUUUGACCUACAGGCUUACCAUCAGCUGUUCUACCAAGAAACACUCCAUCCUUUCAAAGUGUGCAAGCAAGCCCAAUAUCUUUUUGCCACUUACAUUGCUCCGUCAGCCACCCUGGACAUCGGGCUCCAACAGGAAGGGAAGAAGGACAUUUACAUGAGGAUACAGCCCCCAUUCGAGGACCUUUUUGACACGGCAGAAGAGUACAUCCUCCUCGUCCUUCUGGAACCAUGGACACAGAUGAUGAUGUCGGAUCAAGUGGCUUACCGAAAGGUAGAGCUACAAGAAGAGACCCGGCAGCUAGAUUCCACAUACUUCAGAAAGCUGCACGCUUUGCAUAAAGAAACAGUUUCCAAGAAGGCUGAGGACACCACUGGAUCUGUGACUAGCGUGCUGUCACUGUCUGAAGUCUCUAAACAAACAGAGUACUGGAAUAAUGUCCCUGAAGAAUACAAGCAUUUCACCUUUAACGAUCUCCUGAACAACAAACUGGAAUUUGAGCAUUUCCGCCAGUUUUUAGAGUCUCAUUCUUCAAGCAUCGACCUGUCUUGUUGGAUAGAUAUUGAGCAGUUCCGAAGAAUCCUAUUUAAAGACCAAAAGCAAAGAGAGGCAAAGUCUAUAUACAUUAAAAACAGAUACCUUAAUAAGAAAUAUUUCUUCGGCCCCAGAAGCCCUGCUUCCUUGUAUCAGCAGAACCAGAUCAUGCUGCUGAGCGGAGGCUGGGGGAGGAUCCUGCACGAGCAGCUCGACCCACCCGUGCUGGUGGAAAUCCAGAAGCACGUCCUGAACAGGCUGGAAAACGUGUGGCUGCCAUUGUUUCUCACAAGUGAACAGUUCGCCUCACGCCAGAAGGUGAAGAUACGGAUGAAGGACAUAGCGGAUGAACUUUUGCAGCAGAAGCCUGACAGGAAAAUUGGAGUUUGGAAGCCUGUGGCGAGUAAGUGGAUAUCUUCAUCCUGUGAGAUCAUUGCCUUCCGAAAAGCCUUAUUGAAUCCAGUCAUUGCACGGCAGUUUCAGCGAUUUGUGGCCCUGAAAGGAGAUUUACUGGAAAAUGGAGUACUUUUUUGGCAAGAAGUACAAAAGUUUAAGGACUUGUGUCACUCACAUUGCAGUGAGUCCAUCAUCCAGAAGAAGAUAACCACCAUCAUCAACUGCUUCAUCAGCUCCUGCAUCCCACCAGCCCUGCAGAUUGACAUCCCAGUCGAGCAGGCCCAGAAGAUCAUCGAGCACAGGAAGGAGCUGGGACCGUACGUGUUCCGAGAGGCACAGAUGACAAUUUUCGGGGUUCUGUUUAAGUUCUGGCCGCAGUUUUGUGCGUUUAGGAAGAAUCUAACAGAUGAAAAAAUCAUGAGCGUUUUAGAGAGAAGACAAGAGUAUAAGCAGAAAAAGAAACUGUCAGAGUCAGAGGAGGACAAGAUGGGAAAGACCGGUCUCAAACAGUACGCAAGCACUACGGGCUCCCUAACCAAAGCUCCUCUAGCCAGCGAGUCCUUGCUAGGCCUGCAAGCCUAUGGCCGGCAGCCAACCUGGUGCUAUUCAAAGUACAUCGAAGCCUUGGAACAGGAGCGGAUCCUUCUGAAAAUUCAGGAAGAAGUGGAAAAGAAAAUGCUCACAGGGUAGAGACAUUCAAGCGGGAUGCUCACACUCUGCUGUUGAUAGGUGUGAGGAUUUCUUUAAGCCAACUUGAACUAACAUGAGCGGCUGAUUGCCCAAGAUUUUGGAGAGUCUGCGUUACCUUGGAAUACUAUCUACUAUCUAGGCUAGAGGAAUUAAAAUUGUUUGCCUACCAUAGCCCUCGAGGAAAAAGCAAUAUUACGCUCCCUUGUGCCACCUUCCAGCAAAUGCUCUUUGCAGGCUUGCUUCAGUUAGCAGAUCUACUCAUUGGGCAGCUAGGGGUGUGACUCUUCCUAAUAUAGUUGAUGAAGACACUCCCUCCCCCAUUCCCAGCCGUGAUGAGACUGUGCCAAGGCAGCGGUUUCCACGGAGCAGUGUGCGAAAGACUCACACGACGUGGGUUAGCAUUUCAGGCUCCAUGGGUCACUCCCCGCACCCCUUCUGGUUACUCACGGAAGACACCCUGGAACUACCAGACGCCUAAGUGACUUCCACACAGACUUACUACACUGCAGAUUGCUCUUUGCAGCGUGUUAGGGCAGAAUGAAAUGGUACUCGGAAAGGGUACAGGGCCACCCGUGGGACAAAAGGGGACCAGUCUCUCACACACACACACCUGAUGCUUGUUCCUGCCUGGGGGGAGGAGAACAUGGGAGAGAGGACCCUGAUAGGGCCAUUUGUGGCUCACAUCUCCGAGGGCCUCCGGGGACUGCAAUCCAGAUUAGAAUCUGUGUCCUACAGUCACACGUGGUCCCAGAAGGUCAUUUUCAAAGACAAACCAUCGCCCCAAAUUCUCGACGUGGUUUGGGAUUUUAAAUAGGGAAAGUGUCAGAUGGCUUCCUUCAUCUAAGGGACUAGCAGACACUCGUUAUCUGUUCUGUGUGUGUCUCUCUGUGUGUGUGUGGGGGGGGGGGUUAAGGCCAUGAUGUACAGCUGUCGUUGACCCUCCUGAGUCUUGGGAUGACCAGACAACGUGUGGACCACCACACCUUGCUUGAUAAAAAUAUCACUGGCACCGCAGGGGCUGCCUGCAGGCGGAGGCCACCCGUUACCACCAUUCUUUGAUGCACCCAAAAACUGUUGCCUUUCUGUUUUCUGAGCUGCUUUCUUGUUGCAAGGGUGCUUACGACGACUCCCAACCCUCCCCAUGCGAGAGCCACGCCCUGAUGUUUGGCAUCUGUGUUUUAAGUGUUCUGUAGACGGUUUGCUUAACUACACAAUUUAUAGUCAAGAGGCUAGUCUGCCUAUGACGUUAGUGGCCAUUUUUAUGCUGUUAAGUAUUUGCAUGUUCAAUUUUGGCUCUAACUCAAAGCAUGGAACAGAAUUACUGACACCAGGAGGGUUUUUGUUUGUUUGUUUGUUUUACAGCUGUGUGCCCAUGCGUGUCCGGCACUGGCCUGUUGGUUCUUCUUAAUGUCCUUUGAGCUCUCUGUUGCUGGGUAGUUACCUUAUUCUAGAACCGCAUUGUUGAUAUCCUGACUUCUCCCUCUCCCUGGGUCCUGGGCAACCUGGUCCUGUUCCUGCUCCCAUCUCUUCCAGGUCUGUGCUUCCGUAGGGAACCUCUCCUGGUCAUGGAACCUCUCUAACUCUCAGGCUCUCUCUCCCGACCCUGGGAUCGCUCUUCUCCAUCUUUGACAGGCGAUCACGCCCCAAAGAUGCACGGCUGCAUCACGCAUGCGUUAGGUAGCUGCAUAAGGACUCUGCAUGCAGAAACCAUGUUGAACUGGGGCCGCACGGAGCAGCUCCGUGACUCCAGUUUCAAUGGCCCCAACUGCUGAGACUCAUUCGAAACCGUUCCCGUACCCUGUUAUAAGCAAGCGUCUCCUGCCUCUUCUCUCUCUCUCCUUUCCAUUCCUGCUCCCAGUCGGUUAACACCCACCCCUCCCUUUGCUCCCUUUCCCAAUAAACUCCAUGCGGGUUUGUUGAGUUUGGUGAAUGGUGUUCAUCGCCCAAAGCUGCAACAAAGAAAAAUACCCAGCACCCAGAAUCUGGAACUUAGUUUAUCUCUUUCUUCUGCAUGGUCACUUUCUACCUGUCUUCAGGGAACAAACAUGAUAUUUCCCUGGCUAAGUGCCCUGCUGAGGGCAGGGCUGAUACACAGGCCCCUUAUUUGGCACAACCGCCGUGAUCCUGGUCAGAUCUAGCGACACUGCUUUCUUAGAGACACAGACCGCCACACUCGUCUUCCCCUCCGUGGCUCGAGUCUCUUCAUUGCACGACAGCGGGGGAAGGAAAUGGCUUUAGUAUUAAAUCUCUAGAAGGCAAACACCACUGUUCAUCUAAAAAGUUUAAUACAGCGACGUGCUGCGACGUGACACAGCCCACAGCCAUCCAGGAAUCUCCCUUGCCCCGUGCACAUGAGCGCGGGACCGUCCGUCUGUAUCGAUGGCUGGGUGGGAUGGCUUGCCCUCAGUGUGGGUUAGGCCGGGGACUGAACCAGACAGGAGAAGCUGGAGAAGCCAAAGAGCAGGCAGCACAGUUCCAUCCUCCUCUCUCUGCUCUCCUCUGUGGAAUGGCUCUCACCUGGGAUUGUAAGCCAAACUAACCCUUUCUUCUCCAAGUCGGUUCUUGCAUUUAAUAUAGAGAUGCUAUAUUUUAGACAGCCUUAACUGUCUUUAAAUCUAACUUAAGAGUGUGUACAGAUGACUAAAUAAAUUCUAACUGUGCCCUAUCUGGGCAUUUGAUGAAAUAUA